AACGCGGGUGUGUGUUACUUGUGUGACAUAUGAGAGGAUCGAUAUGCAGUAAAACCAGCCCCCCGGGUUAUGGAAACACGCUAGAAAAAUAAAACAGGAGAUUGCCAUGGCAGACCCAGAGGUGUCAACACAGAGCGGGGGUUAUGAUGUGGAGCUGUUUGUGGACACUCCAGACUAUGAUCUGAUCUGCACCAUAUGCCAAGGGGUCCUCAGAUGUCCAGUAAGAGCUGCGUGCCACCACAUCUUCUGCAAGAAAUGCAUCUUGCAGUGGCUAAAAAGACAGGAGACCUGCCCCUGCUGCAGGAAGCCGGUGAACCCAAGCUUGAUCUUUGUCAUGUUCAAGCUGAGCAAAUCUAUUGGACGCCUGAAGAUCAAGUGCAAGAAUGAGAUCCGCGGCUGUGCAGAGACCUUUCCCCUCUCAGAGCAGUACUGCCACAGCAUGAGCUGUUUGUAUGAGCUAAUCCCCUGCCCCUACCAGGGCUGCAGGGUACAGCUCCUCCGCAGGGACCUCGAGACCCAUGCGCACCACUGUGAGCACUGGCGCCAGCCUUGCCACAUGGGUUGUGGGACGAUACUCUCCCAUCGAACCCAGGCUCAACACAACUGCUACAAGCAGCUGAGGCAGGAGUACGAAGCUAGGCAGAGGAAUCACAGGGCCAUUGCCACCGCCCUACAGCGGAAGAUGAGGAGGAUGCAGAGCACCAUGGCCCACAUGAAAAGGCAGAUAGGGCUUAUCUGUGAGAGUCUGGAGGUGAUGGACGAUCUGCAUGAGGUGGAAGAGGAGGACCUUGGGGAGAGUAGUGGCAGCUCCAGUGGGACUCCAAGUAGCAGCAGCAGCUGCUGAGGAAGGGAGUUAGUUGGUGGUGCUGGUUGAGCUACUGCUGUGUAUAAAUUCAGUCAGUAUGUGUUUAAUUCUUUGAAGGUGUGUGUUUUUGAGUAUAUGCAGUACUGUGAAAAAGUAUUUGCCCUCUUCCUGAUUUUAAUAGUUU
Messenger RNA from Neolamprologus brichardi, 989 nucleotides. It is a transcript of the gene rnf151, whose product is annotated as ring finger protein 151. Gene Ontology annotation, molecular function: zinc ion binding. The record is from RefSeq and is a predicted model, not a curated record. NCBI's taxonomy places the organism in Eukaryota, Metazoa, Chordata, Actinopteri, Cichliformes, Cichlidae.